Molecule: messenger RNA, 965 nt
Organism: Ctenocephalides felis (cat flea)
Lineage: Eukaryota; Metazoa; Arthropoda; Insecta; Siphonaptera; Pulicidae
Exons: 2
Coding region: 132-608 (158 amino acids)
Molecular function (GO): DNA binding
Source: RefSeq, a predicted model, not a curated record
GGCAAAAAUAAUUUAAAAUGUAAGUUUUUGUUUUCAUUUUAUUAUUAUUUUUUGUACUUAUUUGUAAGCUUCUUAUGACAGUUAGUGGUUAUAUUUAUAAUAUUUAUUUGGCGAUCAUUUAGUAAAUUAAUAUGGCGAAAAGAAACUACAACACUUGGAAGCAGGAGGAUAUGGAUGAAGCUUUAAAAAAACAUCGCAAUGGAGAAAUUGGAUUUAAUGAAGCCUGUAGAAGAUAUAAAAUACCAAAACCUACAUUUCGACGACAUUUGAAUGGUUUAAACAAGAACACAAAAUUUGGAAGACCUAAUGAUAUGCCUCCGGAUAUGGAAGAGCUAUUAGCAGAUCAUUUAAUAGAUUUAGAGUCUUUUUUUGGUUUAACUAACAUUGAAUUUAGGAAAUAUGUCUUUGAGCUUGCAGAAAAACUGCAAUUACCUCAUCGAUUUAAUAAAGAGAAAAGAAUAGCAGGCAAAAAGUGGUAUUACAGAUUUAUAAAAGAUCAUCCCAAAUUGAAUUCACGUGUGUCAGAACCAACUUUGAUGGCUAAUAGUAAAGAGUUUAGUAGAGGGGGUGUUAAAAGUGAAGAUGUUAAAGAUGAAGAUGUUUUCUGAUAAACAUGAAGAAAUGCUGGAAAGGUUGGUUUGCAUGAGUAUUGAUCAAUAUGGUUAUUCGAUUAUCAACUAUGAAAUUAUGCACUGGAGCUACAUCAUCAUGACUUUAUGCUCCAAGAUGAUGAUGAUACUAUGUAGAGUGUAAAACUAAAGUCUGAGUUAAAUACUUUAUCUCCUCUGUCUUGAGGAUAAAGAUAUAUAAAAUUGAGCAAGGUACAGAAUUGUCAAUAUAAUUAACUGAUAGUCCUUAUAAAAAUGAAACAGAAAAUAAGUAAAAUGUUAUUGAAAUUAUGCCUGCAAUAAGUUUAAAAAAAUAUCAACGUAGAGAAACUUCAAGAAAACAAACAUUUAAAUCGU